Molecule: messenger RNA, 677 nt
Organism: Gadus chalcogrammus (walleye pollock)
Lineage: Eukaryota; Metazoa; Chordata; Actinopteri; Gadiformes; Gadidae
Product: paired immunoglobulin-like type 2 receptor alpha
Exons: 8
Coding region: 6-482 (158 amino acids)
Source: RefSeq, a predicted model, not a curated record
UAGAUAUGGGUACUUCUACGUCACGUGAAGCAAGCACAAGCAGACCAAUCACAACCACAGUGAAAGCCAGCACCAGCACAGCAGCAAGGACCUCAACAUCAACACCAACCACGCACACACUGAAAGGUGGACCUAUAGACCCAGGGUUAGCAGCAGGGGUAGCGCUGGGUACAGCGGUCCUGUUGAUCGUGGGCCUGGUUCUCCUCAUUCGCUGGCUCAGAAGGAGAGGAAACAAGAGGCCAAAGGACCCCACAACCACUGGUCUGAACUCUAUCAGGGACACCCCACCAGUCAUAGGAGGCCUUCAUGACCAGCAUCUCAGCGUGGACGGAGAUAAGGGCGGAGGUCCAACAUACGCCUCCAUUGUCCUGUAUGAGGGACAGAGGAGCGUGGCUACAGCACAGGUUGAGGACGAUUCCAGCGAUGCAGUGACCUACGCCUCAGUGAGGGCCUCUCCCAGAUUGGGGAGAGAAGGCUGGUGAUGUGGACGUACACUACGCCACCGUCAACAAACGGGCAUAAUAUCAAAACGUCUUUAGAUGAGUACGGGAUGAAACAAAGCCAGCAGCAGCAGCCAGCAGUAGAAAUGAUGAAUACAUAAAAAGAUAAAAAACUGUUAUUGUCAAUAAUCCAUGUUUACCUUCAGGUGUAAACACAUUUUUUGAUCAAUAAUUGCU